AUGACCCGGCUGGUCAGGGCGAUGUUUAAUGCACGCAAGACCACGGUCGAUCACCAGCUCCGGGAACAACAAGAUUCAAUUAAGGGACACGAGAUACCCCGAGGUCCCGAACAAAAUAGUCAUGGAUAUAAAGAAGGAACUGCUGACUUCGAAAAGGCCAUUAAACUAUGCGGAUACGGAAGGUUUCAUUAUGGUUUCCUACUUCUCUGUGGCGCGAUGUUUCUCUGCGUUGGAUGUCAGAACGGCAUAAACGCGUACAUUUUACCGUCCGCAGAAUGUGAUCUCAAACUGUCCUCCGAACAAAAAGGACUUUUGAAUGUCUCCUUCCUCGUGGGCGGAGUUAUCAGCGCCCUUUUCUGGGGAGUAUUCGCGGACGCCUAUGGCAGAAGAUACAUUCUCCUCUUAACUAUGAUGUGCGACAGCAUUUUGGCGAUCUGUGGAAGUCUGUCGCAAAGCUUCAAAGUUCUAUUAAUCUUUCGAGCCCUUAGUGGGUUUUUCAUUGGAGCUCCUGGCUCGUUGAUUUACUCAUACCUCGGUGAAUUCCACGCGGAGAAACAGAGGGUGAAGACUAUCUGUUACGUUGGAUUUUUCUGGACUCUUUCCUGGUUAAUUUUACCUGGGCUAGCUUGGAUAAUCAUACCAUUGCCGAUAACUCUUCAAUUUCACGGUAUUUUGUACAAUUCUUGGCGGCUAUUCUUGGCUAUUAUCGGAGUUCCAACGUUAGUGGUCACUCUUAUAGCCACCAGAUAUCCAGAGAGCCCUAAAUUCUUGGUCUCUCAAGGUAAAACCGAGGAGGCGUUGGCGAUUUUACGAAAAAUCUACGCAAUAAAUACAGGAAACCACGAGGACGACUACCCCGUGAAAGUUUUAUUGCCCGAUGAGACAGUAAAUCUUAAUCGCAAUAAGACAGACUUUUCUGGAUCGGGAGUACUAAAGGAAUUGCUGAAAAAGAUUUGGCAACAGAUGCGUUGCCUUGCGUCACCGCCACUUUUGAAAUACGCGCUUCUCAGUUGGGCCAUUUAUUUCACAAAUAUGUUCGGGUAUUACGGUUUCGGUUUAUGGUUACCAGAACUGUUUAAUCGGUUCGAAAACUAUCAACACUUGCAUCCUAAUCGUACCGUAAGCGUCUGCAGACUGAUGCACGAAAGCGAUUCCCAAGCUUCACCGAACAAUAUUCUAGUCGAUUCAUCGAGCGUCGUGGACGAGAUGGUCUUCAUUAACUCGCUGACUAUCAACGCAUUCUGCUUGCUCGGGAAUAUUGGGUCUGGUUACCUGGCGAACCGUGUUGGUCGACGAACGAUGCCAGUGACAACCAUGCUGUUGGCGGGCGUGUUCGGUUUCGCGAUCUACUUCGUCAAGUCCUCCCUGCAAAUACUGAUGGUGACCUGCGUGUUCUCGUUGAUGAUCGUCACCGCGAAUUUCGUAAUCGGGAGCAUCGUGGUCGACAUAUUCCCGACGCACGUGGGCGCGGUCGCGAUUUGUAUGAUGACCUUCUUCGGCCGUGUCGGAGCGAUCGCCAGCAAUUUGGCUUUCGGAAUGUUGCUCGACAUCAGCUGCGAAGUACCAAUUUUCUUGGUCGGCAGUUUAGUGAUCCUUGGGGGAUUGUUAGCACUAAUGCUUCCAAGGAAAAAGAGCUGAACAAUAAUCGUUGUGAACAGCAGAGAGAAUGCUGUGCUUAUUGCAAUGUGUCAUCAGAAUUUGAUGGUCGAACAUUCCAUAUCAUUA
Messenger RNA from Dufourea novaeangliae, 1725 nucleotides. RefSeq names its product synaptic vesicle glycoprotein 2C-like. Gene Ontology annotation, biological process: transmembrane transport. Gene Ontology annotation, cellular component: membrane. The record is from RefSeq and is a predicted model, not a curated record. NCBI's taxonomy places the organism in Eukaryota, Metazoa, Arthropoda, Insecta, Hymenoptera, Halictidae. Gene Ontology annotation, molecular function: transmembrane transporter activity.